AUGCGGGUGCAACCCCUGCCUGCUGGGCCACCGACGCCGCCCGUGCCACUCGUAUCUGGCGGGGUGGAGGUGCCGUCGAAUGCAGUAGUAGCAGCAGCAGCGCCUACCGCCUCGUCGUCCUCGUCGGUGCUCGUCGGCGCGCCUCAGCCGAUUCCGACUUUGGCGAGUAUAGCACCACAAGACGGGCAUGGCAACAUGAGCGUGGACGACGACGAUGAAGAUCUCUCGAUCAAUGAAAGCGAGGAGGGUGAUGAUGACGGCGAUGAAGACGACGAGGACGACGAGGACGACAACGAUGCAGGACACGGAGAAAGGGACCGGUCUCGAGCUACGACGUCGGCCUCGACUCUCGGCGCCACCACGGGCGGUCAGAAACCAACUCGAAGACUCGACUUACCCGAAGACUAUGAUCCUGAACUGUAUGGCGUCAGAAGAUCGGUCAGUGCUUGUUCUUUUCUGUCUCUUCUGCCUCGUGCUCGGCCGUACUCCGCAGCCCGCGCCAGUGUAACGCCGGCGCCCCAAAGUGGAACCCCUCCAUCUCCGAAGCCCUCGCUCCGGGAUCUGACCCUUCUCCCUGGCGAGAACUUGUCACUGAACUUGAGACUUUGCUUUGCUUACCUUCAGGGCCGCGCAUCACUGCCAAUCAAGGUCAAUCAGCUGCCAUCCCCAAGGAGAGUCGCCCGAGCUGCGUUGCUCAUCCGCCGAAAGAUCGUCUCUGUGCAGGUCCCCGACGACGACGAGGAUUCGUCCAGUGCCGAGCCACCGAGCCGGAGCGAUAGAGGGAAAGGGAAAGGUACGUCGAUAUAACCACCACCAUCAUCACUGAACGCUGCUCAUCAAUUCGCCCUACUUUUGCGUCUUUGCCUUGAUUGGGGUUCAGGCAAAGCAAUCUCCAGCACGUCUCGCAUUGCAAGCACCUCCGAGGACCAGUCGGCCAGCUCGUCGUCGUCGUCGUCGUCAUCAUCCGAGGAAGACGAUGAGAACGACAAGGGUUACACCACCAAGAAAAAACAACCGACCCGAAUCACAGCGCCCACCUCGAGGAGAACGACAAGCAAGAGCACCAAGGCUUCCAAGGGGAAGGGGAGAUCGACUUCGGACUUUGACAUGCCGAGGAUCUCGUCGAGGAAUGGAAAAGCGCUACCAAACUACAACGAGAAGCACAUGGAAGUUGACCUGAGUGAUGAUGACUUCGAUGUGGGGCACGGCUAUGUGAUUGAAGGGAAAAGUGAGUCAAGAGAGUCGUGCUACCAAGAACCGAGGUGGUCGCGAGCCGUGAACUGAGCUUUUCCGUUGCCGCUGUCGCCUCUAGACGACGAAGACGGUAUCGAUGGUGUGUUCUCAUACAAGAGGGAUGGCGAACAUGGUCAGUGCUAGCUUGGUCGGUCUUCGUAUGCUGUGCAGCCUUUGUCUAAUCGCAGAUUUUCGGCUGUCUUGAAACAGAGGACGAUCCUAAAGACGAGCCGAGUCGAAAUCUGCGGUUCCUGGUCAAGUGGCAGGGUUACUCACACAUUCACAACACCUGGGAGACCUACGAAUAUCUGAAACGUUUUAAGGGCUUCAAGCGCGUCGAGAAUUUCAUCAAGACGGUGUGGGCGACCCGCCAGCGCAUCCUCAACGACCCGGCCACGAACCGCGAGGACCUCGAAGCACUGGAGAUCGAGAGGGAGCGUCAGGCCGAGCAGCUGGAAGGGUACAAGCGGGUCGAGCGCAUCGUGGCGCAACGCAACGCCCCCGCCAAUGCCGACAUCGAUCAUGAACACCUGGAAUACCUUUGCAAGUGGUGGGGUUUGGCUUACUCGGAGUGCACAUGGGAAGACCACGACAGCGUUCGGUCGAUCGCUGCGCCAGCAAUAGAGUCCUUCCUCGAACGCGUUGGAUCAGCCCAUCUACCUCACAAGAGCACGCACUACGGCAAAUCAAGACCGCCGUUCAGGAAACUGGUCGAGCAACCCGAUUAUAUUCAAGGCGGCACGCUGAAGGAGUUCCAGAUGACGGGGCUCAAUUGGCUCGCGUAUCUAUGGUCGAGGGGCGAGAACGGUAUUUUAGCCGACGAAAUGGGACUUGGGAAAACGGUGCAGACAUGUUCGUUCCUGUCAUACCUCUUCCACGAACGACAGCAGUACGGACCCUUCCUGGUUGUCGUUCCUCUGUCGACGCUGCCGGCAUGGCAGAUGCAGCUGGCGCAUUGGUCCCCCGAUCUGAACGUUAUCGCUUACAUGGGGAACGGGCCCAGUCGUAAGACGAUCCGCGAUCACGAGUUUGGCGAUCGUCGCAAGCCCAACUUCAACGUCUUGCUGACGACGUACGAGUUCGUGCUCAAGGACAAGUCGGACCUGGGCGCGCUCAAGUGGCAGUACAUGGCGAUCGAUGAAGCGCAUCGACUCAAGAACAACGAGUCGCAGCUUUAUGAAGCCCUCAUGAGCUUUAGUGCGGCCGCGAAGCUGCUCAUCACGGGGACACCGCUCCAGAACAACGUCAAAGGUCCGUACUGGCCGUGACUGCCUAAUCGCGCUGACCGCGCGUGGGCUCGUUGCUAAUUUGGCGUGAGCGGUCUACAGAACUUCUCGCGUUGAUGCACUUCCUUUCGCCGGACAAGUUUGAACUCGCGGGCGAUUUCGAUCUCAAUGACGAGGAGAAGGAGGAAAAGAUCCGCGACCUGCACAGCAAGCUCGAAUCGAUCAUGUUGCGCCGACUCAAGCGCGACGUCAUCAAGGAGCUACCGACCAAGAGCGAACGCAUCCUCCGCGUGGAGAUGUCCACGAUGCAGAUGUGGUGGUACAAAAACAUCUUGACCCGCAACUACCAGGCAUUGAGCAGCUCGAAUCCGGGUGUGUCGUUGCUCAACAUCGCGAUGGAGCUGAAAAAGGCGUCGAACCAUCCGUUCCUUUUUGAAGGCGCCGAGAUCAGGUCGGAUGUCAGGGAGGAGACACUCAAAGGGCUGGUGAUGAACAGUGGUAAGAUGGUUCUGCUCGACAAGUUGCUGGCAAGGUUGAAGGCGGAUGGACAUCGUGUCCUCGUGUUCAGCCAGAUGGUUCGAAUGCUGUGAGUGGACUCGGAGCCUACUUAUUUUUGGGGUCGUACGUGCUGACGAUCGCUCAUUCGUGUUGUUCUUCAGCGACAUCUUGUCCGACUAUUGUGCUCUUCGAGGCUAUUUGUACCAACGGCUGGACGGCACCGUGCCAUCCGAGACGCGUCGCAAGGCCAUCGAGCACUACAACGCGCCCGAGUCCCCCGAUUUCGUCUUUCUGCUCUCGACCCGCGCCGGUGGCCUAGGCAUCAACUUGGAAACCGCCGACACGGUCGUCAUCUUUGACAGCGAUUGGAACCCGCAGAACGAUCUGCAAGCCAUGGCUCGCGCUCAUCGUAUCGGGCAGAAAUCGCAUGUCAACGUUUAUCGGUUCGUGACCAAGGAUACAGUCGAGGAGGAUGUCUUGGAAAGAGCUCGGAAGAAAAUGGUGCUUGAAUAUGCUAGUAGGUUCGCUCUACGAUCUGUCUUCCUUGUGCCCGGUGUAUGUGGGCUGACACCAAUCCGUUCACGUGCGCAGUCGUCAACCAGAUAGACACGAGUGGUACGAAUCUUGGCGCGGCCGCAUCUUCGCGACCGGACAACUACACGCGCGACGAGCUAUCUCAGAUUCUCAAAUUUGGAGCAGCUAACAUCUUCAAGCAGGAUGCCGGUCAAACCAAGCUCGAAGAGAUGGAUCUCGACGAAGUCAUCAAUGAAGCCGAGGCGUACGAGACCGCCACGGGAGCAACGGGGACCUCGCUCGGCGGCGAAGAGUUUCUGAAUCAAUUUGCGGUACAGGACGUCAAAGCCGACAUGACGUCGUGGGAAGACAUCAUUCCCGCCGAUAUCCGUGCCGAGGCCGACGAGCAGCGCGUCAAGGAAGAAACGGAAGCGGCGAUCGCGGCGCAAACACAACGGAGGGCGGCAGCCCAAGUCGCGCCUGGAGCGUACCAAGGCCAACAAGGCUCCCGAGCAGAUUCACGGAGCUCAUCUCCUGCUUCGGACAAGGAUUCGGUGAAGGGUGAAGGAGAGAAAAAGAAGCGGGGCCCUCGCAAGACCGAGGCGCAGCGAGCGAUGGAGCUCAAGGAUCGUGAUUUGCGCAUGCUCGUGCGAGCUUUGCAGAGGUUCGGCGACAUUCGACAUCGGUACGACGCGAUCGUCAAAGAUGCUCGACUCGAGAACAAGAACCGCACGGUCGUGACGCAGAUGAUUGACGACGUGGUCAAGAUUUGCAAAGAUGCGAUCGAGGAGAAGCGGCAGUUGCUGGAGACGAAACGGUUGGCGGGCGAGGAGGUCACUGUGGCGAUGAAAAACAAGGCAGUGCUUGUGUCGUACAAAUCUAUCACAAACAUCAACGCCGAGACGGUGUUGCAGCGCGCGGCUGAGCUCAGGCUAUUGCAUCAAUGCAAGUGAUUCAGCAGUGUUUGCGAUUUUGUGGGCCUGACAGCUAAAGAACAGUUGCUCAAACAGAUCUUAACCCUUUGCCCGACCCGUCUGCGUGGGUGUUCCCGAUCGAAGACACCAAAGCGACGCUUAACUGGAAUUGCGAGUGGGGAGUCGCCGACGACGCCAAGUUGAUGAUUGGAGUUUGGCGCCACGGGCAUGGGAUGUGGGAAGCGAUCGAGAACGAUCCGCAGUUGGGCUUGCAAGGCAAGUUCUUCCUCGAGGAUGCUAAGAUCAAAGCCGAGGACAGCGCGAAGCGGCAACUGCCCAAUGCGAUCCAUCUCGUCCGUCGCGCCGACUAUCUACUUCAUCUCCUGCUCGAGACGCAUCUGGCCAACCGACAAGGUGGUGAUUCGUCGUCGACCCCUCUGCUGACGAAAUCAGCCGGAGCACCUCGCCCCAAGAUUGCAGCUGGGGAUCGCAUACGAGACAGCUUGGGAACCACGUCGUCGAAAGUCCCCAAGCCACACAAGGGGUCAACCUCGUCGUCAUCGAAGCCAAAGAAACCUGUAGCACCCGAUUCCAGUUCUGACGAUGACUCUGUCUACGCGAGUAUGGACGAGGCCGAGUGCAAAGAUCUCCUGCGACCCGUAAAGCGUGAGCUCAAGCGGCUCAAGUUGGAUACGCAAGACUACUCACGCGACGAAAAGGUUGCGCACCUCAAGGAGUGCCUUUCGGCGAUUGGUCAGCGGAUUGAAUACACUGCGAACCUCGAGGAAUCAAGUCGCAGCAAGGAGAAGCGUCGCAAGCACCUCUGUGAGCCCUUUAUUUCUUCGCGGGAUCAACUCGGCUCGAUGCAGUAUCGCUGAUUUAGAGUUUUGCCUAUAUCACAGGGAAAUGGACGACCCAUUUCUUCCCUCGGAGGGUCCAAACCGACCGCCUUCGAUCAAUGUACGAGAAAUUGACGGGCCGGACUUCGAACGCACCGGCAGCAACCUCGGCCCCCUCCACCCAGCCACACCCCUCUGCCAGUGGGGGUCUGCCCUCGAUCAAACGCAAGUCGACAGACGACGAUCCGAGUCACAAGAAGCCAAGACUGUCAGAAAGCGGCUCUGGUUCGCGUCCCUCAGCGACCCCGAGUUCGGUCGCUUCGCUGCCGACGAUCCCUCGCGCGAGCAAUGGUGGACAUCGUAGCCCACAUCUUCACCAGCAAUCGCAGUCGCACCACUCUUCGCAUCAGGCUUCCCCCUCGUCGUCGUACCCUCCGUCUAG
Microbotryum saponariae is the source of this 5665-nucleotide messenger RNA. The record is from the annotation of a GenBank genome assembly. NCBI's taxonomy places the organism in Eukaryota, Fungi, Basidiomycota, Microbotryomycetes, Microbotryales, Microbotryaceae.